Messenger RNA from Salvia miltiorrhiza (redroot sage), 1860 nucleotides. Its product is annotated as protein JASON. Lineage: Eukaryota; Viridiplantae; Streptophyta; Magnoliopsida; Lamiales; Lamiaceae. The record is from RefSeq and is a predicted model, not a curated record. The transcript has 4 exons. The coding region runs from base 237 to 1652 and encodes 471 amino acids. Gene Ontology annotation, biological process: male meiosis II.
AAACUCUAACGGUCACUUCCUUUUACGUAAAAAAAUGAUUAAACCCUACCCCCCUCCAAAAUCGACCGUUUCCACCCCUCACCUUUUUUCCCUCUCUUCAGCUCUCUCUCUCUCUCUCUCGUAUGAAGAGUAAGAGAUGGAGUUUCUUCCUCUGAUCAUCUGAACGGAAACCUUUCCUAAAAUCAACACAACCAAAGAAGCGCUCUACGCUUUUCCUGAAUCUUCUCUCCCCGAAAAUGGGUUGUUUUCUCGGAUGCUUCGGCGGUGAGAAGAGUCAGAAACGCCGCAAGCAUAGGGCUCAUCGGUCCAGCCCUCAGCGCCAAAGAAACAGAAUCCAAAAUGUUCAGCAGGAAAACAAAAUCACUGCAGAGCAGUCUGUGGCAGAAACAACCCCUGCUAACUUAACUUUGGAGGUUUUGGAGUUGGGAAAUAAACAUGAGGUGGUGGAGCAAGGGAGCCCGAGCCUGAGCCCAAGCCCAAAGAAGAGUCCUAGCCCAAGUCCUAGAAAAAGAGUUACAUUUAACUCAAAUGUCACAACAUACGAGCAUGUUCGAGUCCAUGACAGCAUAGAGUCCUUGCCAGAUUGUGCUGCGAAUGAGGAAGAAAAGCAGGAAGAUUUGAAAUCAUCAAGUCGUUCACAAUCACUAUCUAAAGAUGAUGAUUCUGUCGCAUCCAGUGUGGCGUCAUAUCCUCCAAAUCAUAGGUAUCAUAAUGCUAGAGAAAGUGACGAUGAAGCUGAAGAGUAUGGUGAUAGCGAUCUGGAGGAUUUGGAUGAUGAAGAUGAAGAUGACGAUGAAUAUGAUUACUACUCUGAUGAAGAUACAAAUGCUAGAUUUCCUGGGCAUCAAGUGUGGUCUGAAUCGGUUGUAACUGCAUCAAUGGAGUCGAGGACAGGAAGCUCAUCACCACCUGUCAUGAGGCAGGAAGUAGACAGUCUGAUGGUGAACACUCAGCUGCCUGAUGAGGAAGUCAAAGAAUUUGGAUCAAAAACCAAUGCCAGAGAUAGAAGUGAUUAUAUCAAUUCAGUGCUCAACCCUGUCGAGAAUAUUACUCAAUGGAAGGCUGCAAAGUCAAAAGGAACAGCUCUAUUGAAGCCACAGAAGGAGAACUUUGCCAACUUCGAGGCUCCCCGUAUGUCGUUUAGCUCAGAGCCCAUAUUCAGGCAGGCGCCCUCUAGUUUCAAGGCAAAGUCUCAUCAAUCGAAAAAUGCAAAUCAAGAAAUAGCAGUUGAUGCAAGUCUUUCAAAUUGGUUAGGUUCUCCUGAAGUUGCACCUUCCAAGAAGACUAGUUUCAGUGGCUUCGAGACAAUCACUAAAUCCCCACAGACGACCACAUCAGAAGGUUGCACUUCUCCGAUGAGCUUUGAAGAUAGGCCAAUUUUAGGUGCACUGACAGUUGAGGAGCUGAGGCAAAUCUCAGCAGCUCCCUCCCCAAGGAAGUCUCCUAGUCGAAGUCCUGAUGAGAUGCCGAUUAUAGGGAGUGUUGGUACCUAUUGGAAUGAUUCGGGUUCAACAAAGCAUUCUGGUGCAGCCGCAUCUUUUAAAGGCAUACCAAACACAACCAGCAAGUACAGAGAGGACAAGAAAGUGAAUUGGCACUCUACUCCAUUCGAGACGAGAUUGGAUAGAGCUCUCAACAGAGGUGCUGCAUAAGCUUUAAUCUCCUGGUGAAUCUGAAUCAAGUGUGUGAGAAGUUUGUUUCUGUUUGUGAAUGAGUUCCUACAGUGAUCUGUAUGCAUAUUUAAUUGAUUUUUGUAUCCCAUGUAAUCUUUCUGUGUAUCAUUCGAGGUUGUAAUACAAACAAACACAUUCCAUAUAUGGUGAAUUGGAUUGAUUGGUCUGUUUUCCGAGGCACAUAAAA